Molecule: messenger RNA, 1491 nt
Organism: Saimiri boliviensis boliviensis (Bolivian squirrel monkey)
Lineage: Eukaryota; Metazoa; Chordata; Mammalia; Primates; Cebidae
Gene: C18H21orf58
Product: chromosome 18 C21orf58 homolog
Source: RefSeq, a predicted model, not a curated record
GGGCUGGGUCCUGAGGCUGGUGGUGCAUGGGGGUCAUGGCUGUCUUCUUCCCCCAGGUCUGAGAGCUCUGCCCCUCUGCCUCAGCUGCUGCCCACUUUUUUGCCUUUCCAUGAAGCCCAGCCGGCCACACCUGGAGAUGAGUGUUUACAGGUAGCAGCCUAAGGACGCGAAGUGGAAACCUGGCAACCUGGGGCCUCCCUGCGUCCGGCAGCCUGGCAACUGCCAUGUGGUGCCCAGCACUGGCUUGGGUGCUGCAGUACAGGGAGGGUGUGGCUCUUCUCUCCCCUGGGGCUGGUUUCCAGGAGGUUAGGCCAGCCCUGCAGGUGACACUGGUGCUUGGGCUCCUGCUGAGCAGUUCUCUCCUUCGAGUAACAGAACCAGGGAGGGAGGUGGGCUGCGGCCUCCCCUGCCCACUACUGUCAUCUCCUGUAGCUCCCACCAUGCUGGACUCAUCAGCAGUAGAGCAAGUGACCCGACUGACGCUGAAGCUCUUAAGACAGAAGCUGGAGCAAGAACGGGAGAACCUGGAAGGGGGGCCUGGGGGCCUCCACCUCGAGCCAGGAAAUGAGGACCGGCCGGAUGACGCCCUGCAGACUGCUCUGAAGAGAAGGAGGGAGCUUCUGCAGAGACUCCAGGAACAGCACCUCCUGGACGAGCUUUCUCGGGCACAGGCCUGGACUGCAGCAAGCAGAGGAGCCCUCGGGUCAGCGCUGCCCCCAGAGCUGACCCCCACAGGCGUCCUACCUGCUGCCUCCCCACCUCCGCUGACCCCAGACCCACCAAGGAUCCUCCUGCCUACGGUCCCCCAGCCUCCUGCCACCAUCAUUCAGCAGCUACCUCAGCAGCCGCUCAUAGCACAGAUUCCCCCUCCCCAGGUGUUCCCUACCCAAAGGUCAGGAAGUAUUAAGGAAGACAUGGUGGAGCUGCUGCUGCUGCAGAAUGCACAGGUGCACCAGCUGGUCCUGCAGAACUGGAUGCUCAAGGCCCUGCCUCCAGCCCCACAGGACCCACCAUGUGUGGCCCCGGGGGUCCCACGAGCUGCCAGGCGGAAGCUGCCUGCCGUGCACCACCACCACCACCACCACCACCAUGCCACGUGGCUGCCAGGGGCUGCCACUGUCCUCCAGCCCACACCCAGCCCGUGGAUGCCAGGCCCACCCUGAGCGGCAUCGCCGGCUCACCUGGAGCCUCAGGUCCCCCUCUUCCAUCACGGAGGUAAAGUCCAGGCCGUGGACACCGCCAGAUGAGGAUCCUGAAAUAAAGAUUUCAUCCAGAAAGAGUUUAAGAAAGCUUCAGCUCAGGAGCAUAAUAGAAAAGAUCAAUCAAUACCUUUAGCCACAUGGAAGUCUGAACAUCCUGACGGGAAAAAUACCACAAAAUCAAACUUAAUAACUGGGGCCUGUUUGCCGCAGGUGUGGAACAGACUCCACCAAAGAAGUUGGGGUGCUGCGUGGCUCAGGCCUGUAAUCCCAGCACUUUGGGAGGCUGAGG